This is a messenger RNA of Racocetra fulgida, 234 nucleotides long. The record is from the annotation of a GenBank genome assembly. Lineage: Eukaryota; Fungi; Glomeromycota; Glomeromycetes; Diversisporales; Gigasporaceae.
CAAUUGAAUGUUGUGGAUCAAGAUAGUCCUAAUGUUGAUGAAUCAAAUGAUCUACAAACUAAUCACAAUAAAGAUAUUGAUAAUGUUUCUGUCAUUCAAGAAUCAAAUUCAUCUGAAAUUCCUAAUGCCAAUGCUCCGGAUAUCUUUAAUGAUGGUCAAGAAGCAGAUUUGAUAGGUUUGUUAUAUAAAAUUUAUGUCAAAAUUAUUAAAAUAAUUGAUAACCGUUUUAUGUAA